CCAUUAAUGGCGGCCAUGCACGAGGAUGACUCUCCCGACUUGAGAGAGGUUGCGAGAAUUCUACGAGAAAAUCUCGAGAUUCAAGAUGUUCCACUAAGGGCUCGAAGAAUGAUAGUAAGAGUAUGUGAUAUUGUGACGAGGAGAGCUGCUAGGCUCGCCGCAGCGGGUAUUGUGGGUAUAUUGAAGAAAAUAGGAAGAGAUGGGAGUGAUGGAGUCUGUAGUGGAAGAACAGAAGGCAAAUCUAGAAGAACUGUGAUUGCCAUGGAGGGAGGGCUUUAUGUUAGCUAUGCACUGUUCAGGGAAUAUUUAAAUGAAGCUGUGGUGGAAAUUGUGGGUGAAGAAAUUGCUCAAAAUGUUGUUCUGAGGACUUGUGAGGAUGGAUCAGGUAUUGGUGCUGCUCUACUCGCUGCCUCACUUUCAUCAAAACAAUGAAGAUGCCUGUGUAAAUAGAUUAAUUCAUGUGCAAAUAUUUUAAAAAAAAAUUACAUGAUUAAUAUGUUUAUAUAGUAAACAUCAUCUCUUAUUUGCUUAUUGUAUUAUUUCAUUGUUUGCGCAGAAGAUUAUUGUCCUUUGUUUUUAAGUGAGGAAUCAAUUGAUCAGUAGAAUUUAGGUUCAUUUGAGAAAA
Molecule: messenger RNA, 625 nt
Organism: Phalaenopsis equestris
Lineage: Eukaryota; Viridiplantae; Streptophyta; Magnoliopsida; Asparagales; Orchidaceae
Product: hexokinase-3-like
Exons: 2
Coding region: 7-432 (141 amino acids)
Biological process (GO): glycolytic process; glucose 6-phosphate metabolic process; intracellular glucose homeostasis
Cellular component (GO): mitochondrion; cytosol
Molecular function (GO): mannokinase activity; D-glucose binding; ATP binding
Source: RefSeq, a predicted model, not a curated record